AUGCUGCGUCUAUCCAUUUUAGCUGUACUGGCUGUAUGUGGACAUGUGAUGUCACAUACAUAUCACCUGGGAACAUGUCCUGUUGUUGAACCGAUGGCAGGAUUUGAUAUGAAUCAGAUGCUGGGAAUUUGGUACGUAAUUCAGAAAACAUCGACCGCUUCACAUUGUAUCACAUACAACUUUACCAGGACCGACGAACCCGGUACAUAUCACCUGGAACAAGUCUCACAACAUUUUAUUUUGGGUUUAACGCCAUUGGAACAUGACUAUAGGUACACUGGAAUCCUAACUGUUCCUGACCGCGCUGUACCCGCAAGAAUGAAAGUGCGAUUUCCAUUAAGUGUCGCAGGCUCCGCUAGCUAUACAGUGAUGGCAACAGAUUACUCCAAUUACGCUGCCGUAUUCACUUGCCAGAAACUAGCCUUCGCAAACCGACGUUCCGCAACUAUUCUAUCAAGAAACAAGGAAUUGGAUAAGAUGUAUGUCGACAAGAUGCGUGCCAAAUUGUCUUCAUAUGGCGUUGAUCCCUACGAUUUGUCUAUUAUUUCACAAACUGAGUGUCCCAAACAUCCAAAUGGGACUGCAAAUGGCGUUAACAUUAACAUUGACCCCGAUACUUUCUCGUCACAUAACAUUGGUGAAGCUGUGAGAAAAACUGGAGGCGCUAUUGCUGGUGGUGUCGAAUACGUCGUAGAAGCGGGUAAGAAGGUAUAUCACAAAGUCGCGGAUAGCAAAGAAGACCUGACUGAAACGCCUGUUGGCGUUCAACCAAUUCGCACUAUGGAGGCUGAUGCUGAAUGGUUACCU
Messenger RNA from Brenthis ino (lesser marbled fritillary), 807 nucleotides. The record is from the annotation of a GenBank genome assembly. Lineage: Eukaryota; Metazoa; Arthropoda; Insecta; Lepidoptera; Nymphalidae.